Molecule: messenger RNA, 2280 nt
Organism: Spodoptera frugiperda (fall armyworm)
Lineage: Eukaryota; Metazoa; Arthropoda; Insecta; Lepidoptera; Noctuidae
Gene: Aldh
Product: aldehyde dehydrogenase, mitochondrial
Exons: 11
Coding region: 106-1635 (509 amino acids)
Molecular function (GO): aldehyde dehydrogenase (NAD+) activity
Source: RefSeq, a predicted model, not a curated record
AAAUCAAGCAAGUGUAAAAGAUUGUCACUGUCAGUCGCGCGGGAACUUGGAAUCGUGCCAGUUGUGGGGUUAUUACAGAGUAAUUUGCACGUAUAGUUAAAUAAGAUGUUGCGGCAAAUAAGCAGAAAUAUUCAGCAAAAGGCGAGAUUCGCCACUGCUGUACCGGCACCUCAAACAAAGCCAGAGAUUCUUUACACUGGGCUGUUCAUCAACAAUGAAUGGGUGAAGUCAUCGGAUGGGAAGACCUUCAAGACAGAGAACCCCGCCACUGGCCAAGCAAUUGCUGAUGUUCAGCAAGCCGGCAAAGCUGAUGUUGACAUCGCUGUUAAAGCUGCCAAAGAUGCCUUCAAACUGGGUUCCCCAUGGAGGAAGAUGGAUGCCGCCCAGCGUGGCUACCUUCUUAGCAAGCUGGCUGACCUCGUUGAAAGGGACAGGAACUACUUAGCUAGUCUGGAGACCCUGGACAAUGGCAAGCCAUACACAGCAGCUUACUACGGCGACGUGCAGAUGGUGAUUAACAAUCUGCGGUACUACGCGGGCUGGGCAGACAAGAGCCACGGGCUGGUGCUACCCAUGGAUGGAAACUACUUCGCUUACACACGUCAUGAGCCUGUCGGUGUAUGCGGUCAGAUUAUCCCAUGGAACUUCCCGCUGUUGAUGGCGUCGUGGAAGCUGGGCCCCGCGCUGGCGGCCGGCUGCACCGUCGUCAUGAAGCCCGCCGAGCAAACCCCGCUCACUGCGCUCUACCUCGCACAACUCGUCAAGGAGGCAGGUUUCCCCGAAGGUGUGGUGAACAUGUUGCCAGGAUACGGAGACGCAGGAGCAGCUCUCGUCGACCACCCUGAUAUCGAUAAAAUCGCCUUCACUGGUUCGACAGAAGUAGGCAAGUUGAUCCAGCGUAACUCUGCGGGUACGGUGAAGCGCAUCACGCUGGAGCUGGGCGGGAAGUCUCCCAACAUCAUAUUCGCCGACACGGACCUGGAGCGCGCCGUGGAGGUGGCGCACUUCGCGCUGUUCUUCAACAUGGGCCAGUGCUGCUGUGCUGGAUCCCGUACAUUCGUGGAGGACAAGAUCUACGACAAGUUCGUGGAGAUGGCAGCGGAGCGUGCCAAGAAACGUGUUGUAGGAGACCCCUUCAAACCUGAGACCGAACAGGGACCUCAGAUCGAUGCAGAGCAACAGAAUCGUAUCCUAAGCCUAAUAGAGAGCGGCAAGAAGCAGGGCGCCAAGCUAGUCGCGGGCGGAGGCCGGGGCUCCGACACUGGGUACUUCGUGCAACCCACUGUGUUCAGUGAUGUCAAGGACCAUAUGGACAUUGCUACCACUGAGAUCUUCGGGCCAGUGCAGCAGAUCCUGAAGUUCUCCCAGCUGGACGAGGUGGUGGAGCGCGCCAACAACUCGGAGUACGGGCUGGCCGCCGCCGUCUUCACGCAGGACAUCGACAAGGCCAACUAUGUUGUACAGAGGCUCCGUGCUGGCACAGUAUGGGUGAACGACUACAACGUGCUGAGCAACCAGGUUCCAUUCGGCGGGUACAAGCAAUCCGGCAUCGGACGCGAGAACGGACCCUACGGCAUCAACAACUACACGGAAGUCAAGGCUGUCAUCACUAAACUCAAAGAGAAGACCACGUAAAUGUAUCUAACAUUUGUGUUUUGAAAAAAUAAGCCAUUAGAACUGAUUACUGAUUUUAUUUUUAGGUCUUUUACUACAAAAGUGCCAUGUUUGAACAGCAUAUCCGCGUCCAAAACGGCAAUUUUAUAAGUAAAGAUGUUUUUUUUUUUUUAAAUUUCACAAUAGUGUUGAAAUUUUUUACAAUGAUGGCUGGCCUCCACAUAUUACCUUUCUUUUUUUAAAAUAUGGGCCAGAUUAAUACUCUUUUGAAUGCCAUUUUGAGAAGUUAAACUAUUUUGCAUUUAAUUGCUGUAAGUAAAGUUUUUUUAUUGUUUAUUUUGGCUUUCUGUUAUGAAUGUGUUUAAAAGUGUAUUAAAUAGUCUGCAUUUUAUUGUAUUUUAUGUUCUAAGGUGCGCGUUAAUAAUUUAACGUUCGAGGCACAAUUAGAUUGAUGAAUAAAUAAUAUUAUCUCUGUAUCUAUUUCAAUCAUAAAAAUACAUCCAGUAGAAAGGAACCAAUCAACACAAACAAUGUCUUCCAGUUUACGUGAAACGUAAUAUAAUUAUAAGCACUAUGUAUUUUUUGUUAUCAUUUUAUAGUGCCAUGUACUGUUGCUUUAUUUCUAUUUUUACUUAUAUUUUUGUAAAAUAAAACCGCAAUGUUUAA